Molecule: messenger RNA, 679 nt
Organism: Pocillopora meandrina
Lineage: Eukaryota; Metazoa; Cnidaria; Anthozoa; Scleractinia; Pocilloporidae
Source: the annotation of a GenBank genome assembly
AUGAGCAAUUUGUAUCACUUUCAGAUACCAAAAUAUGGCCCUAGGUUUGUUCUCUACUCAGGGCUUGUUCUUUGUGGGGGAUCAUUGGUUUUAUUUGGGUGAGCCAAAACGCUGAUUUUAAUAAGUAUGAUUUCUGUAUUUAAUUAUACAAUGAAUCCUUAAGUCGUCAUCCUUCUUUCUUCUCAUUAUUCUUUUACUUGAAAUUAUAAUAUUGUGAAGAAAAAUUUCUCUUUGGUCAAUAUUGGAAGUGAAAAGACUAACUCUUAGAAGUAGCACUUUUCCAGUGGCUUGAUAAACUAGACAAGACUUAAGCAAGCUAAGAAAAUAUGCUGAUUAAUGUGAAAGAUAGUCAAUUUGAAAUGGUGUUGAAAAUUAAGUUUGAAAAGACCUAAAGUGAAAAAAUAAGAAGUUCAAGCCAAAGAUCUUGCUAAGACUAAGAGCAGUCUCUCCUUUUUGGCGAAGUCCGUCGCGCGAUUAAAAACAAUUCUACGAAAGAAAGAUUUUAUGUUAGCGCGCCGCGGGGAACUCUGGGAGUGAGGCGUAGAGGAAGGGACUACAGCGUAAGCCAAAGAGUUUGACCUUGCACAGGUGAGUGACUUUUAACCUCAAUGGCAUUCCUUAUCUUAAUUACCAAUCAAUUUUCAUAUCGUCGCAACGCUCGGGUGAUAUCAAGAGCUCU